This is a messenger RNA of Cyclocybe aegerita, 1485 nucleotides long. NCBI's taxonomy places the organism in Eukaryota, Fungi, Basidiomycota, Agaricomycetes, Agaricales, Hemipholiotaceae. The record is from the annotation of a GenBank genome assembly.
AUGGGUGUCAGGCAGGGCUCAGGGCUCUUGUCUGUUAUCUCAGGGCUCUUCAUUGCUCCAGUGAUGAAGCUCUUCUACAUCAAAGCUGCGCCGUUGAACAUGACACUCCUCUCCUUUGUAGAUGAUGGGACCAUUUUGGCCCAGUCCAAACAACUCGAUGAUAAUAAUGUGGGCCUAUGUAAGGCCUACAAAAUUAUCUACCUUCUCUUUGUUGCCUUUGCACUUGUUCUUGAACAUGACAAGACCGAGCUAUUUCACUUCUCAUGCUGGCGAGACACAUACAACCCAUUGCUAGAUUUGGGGUACACCCCGCACACUGGCAAUAUGUCUUUGAAACCCAAGACCUAUUGGCGGUACUUGGGCUUCUACUUUGACAGCGGGCUCACCUUUCAUGAGCACAUCUGCUACUAUGCCACCAAGGCAUUCACCACCAUGCAAGCCAUGCGCAUGCUUGGGAACUCUACCAGAGGCCUGUCACCUAGACAGUGGCACCUCCUUUAUAGAUCGUGCAUGGUCCCUAUUGCCAUAUACAGUUAUUGUCUCUGGUAUUUUGAUGGCGCCCAUAACAAGGGCGCCUUGAACCAGCUCAAAUGGAUGCAGCGCAAAGCUGCUCUAUGGAUUACAGGUGCAUUCCGCACCUCACCCACAGGCGGUCUUGAGGCCUUAGCAGGUCUCAUCCCUGUUCAUCUCAUGCUGAAGAAGUUGGCGAUGUGUGCAGUGUAUCGCGUCGCUACUCUCUCAGACACUCAUCCUCUCCACUCCAUGAUGGGCAAGAGGCUUCUCAAGCAGGCUGAGCCUCAUGCCCACUCCACUGCCUUGAUGACCCCUGCUAUGUGGGGGAAAGUCAAGAGCACUGUCAUGGAGGUGGACGAACAAGUCCACACCUUAACUGAGAGCUUCGAGCCCUUUGCACCUGAAGCUCACCCCAGCGAUCGGUUACUGGACUGCUAUGUGGACCGUCUCCACUUUGACGAGCGUGACCCUACCCAGGAUAGAUGCCCAUACCUCGACGAGCUCAUCACGACUGCAAGAGCCGACCCUCUAACAGUGCUGGCUGUGGCUGAUGGAUCUGUCCCUCAGUCUAACCAGUAUCAGGCGACUUCGGCCGCUAUCAUUUUAAAGGGACAUUGUGAGCUCGAAAGGACUCGCUACAUCUCUGGCAGAGUUACUGCCCCAGAUGCGGAACUCAAUGCCAUCAUGUGCACGGUGCGCCUUGCUGUCAAGCAGGCAAACUGCCAACAUAUCUUGGUAUUUACUGACUCUAUGGGCUCAGCCCAUAAAGCGGUAGACCCAUCCGUGCAUUCGCGUCAGGCUUUUAGUCUGUCAGUUUGUCGCACUCUCCAAGAGUGGUUCGAGGCAGAUGAUCUCCACUGCAUCACCUUUGUUUACAUUCCAUCUGCCCUUUGGUGGGACAUCCAUGGUGAGGCACAUAAGUAUGUCACUGAGCUUAAAGUCUUGGACAUUGCAAGAUGGACAAUUCUAUAG